AUGAUCAUUAACUACUAUCCUGGUUAUUACUCUCAUCGAACGAUUCCAGCUAGGCCUGGAAGCAAACAAGCUUAUCUGCUGCAGCCCUUGGAUGUAAGGAGGCAUCAUAAGUUCUAUGUUGAUGAUUACAAAUGGACAGUAGGGCUAGAAAGGAUUAUGAAGAAAAGGCCAAGUGCUGUCGUAGAACAUUUGACACUAGAAAGAGAACAGAUGAGAAAAGAUUUCGUUUUUAAAGUUUUUGGCCUGCUGUCCUGUCAGUUAUUUUAUAUUUUAAUUAACUUGCUUGUCUUUACUAGUUUAGAUACUUUCAGGUUUCUAUUUGAAGGAGAUGUUAUAUUCAUGUAUGCAUUUUUUGGGGCUGCUGGAAUAAUAUUCCUUCUUCUUCUUUUAUGCAAAGAGUUAAGAAAGAAGCGCUUGAUCAAUUUCUUUUUAUUAUCUUUUAUGGUUGCUUUUUUGGCUCUUGGUCUGUCUGCUUUUGUAUGUUUUUUUGAAUCAUACGUAUGCGUCUUCAUAGUCGGUAUUCUGUAUUCAGUUGUAACAUUCGUCACAGUCCUCGCUAAAUUUGGACCGUGUGACGUUGCUGGCUGUAGCAUGAUAUGCUGUGUGCUUGGAGUUGUCUUCUGCAUUUAUGGAGUUGUCGCUAGUCUUGUCAUUCUUCUGACGGGUAUCGGGCUAUUGACGUUGGGAAUAGCUGGUAUAGCAGUAACUAUCAUAUCCGUGUAUUUGAUGUUUGAUACUCAGGCGAUGUUGGAAAAUAAGAGUUUAAAGAUCUCUUCAAGUGAAUUUGUAAGAGGUAAUAUUCAUUUGUACAUUGAUGUCAUCCUCAUUUUCUGCAGGCUAUUUAAAGCUUGUUUUAAACUACUGAAAAGUAAAUUAAAGCGCUCCAAUAAAACUUAA
Molecule: messenger RNA, 897 nt
Organism: Nezara viridula (southern green stink bug)
Lineage: Eukaryota; Metazoa; Arthropoda; Insecta; Hemiptera; Pentatomidae
Source: the annotation of a GenBank genome assembly